AUGGGAAUUGGAGGGGAAAGUGAGAGUGGAAGUUGUUUACGGGCGGGAGCCAUUGAUUUUCCCUCCUCCCACUUCACCUCCAAGUUCACCAUGGACGCCCAGAAACAGCUUCAAGCACUCUCGGAAGAGUUCCAGGGACUGCAGACCGAGCUUGAGGUUUUGGUCGACGCCCGCCAGAAACUCGAAUCGCAGCAGCAAGAGAACGAAGGCGUGCAGACCGAGUUCGCCUAUCUGGACGAUGAAUCCAACAUUUACAAGCUCGUCGGCCCGGUGUUGCUGAAGCAGGACAAGACCGAAGCCAUCAUGGCCGUCAACGGUCGGUUGGAGUUCAUUGAGAAGGAGAUCAAGCGCAUUGAAGCCGAGAUUGAUGCGACACAAGAAAAGAGCGAGAAGAUGCGCUCAGAGCUCAUCCAACUCCAAAGCCAGGCUCAACAGCAGGGAGCUGCUGCUUCGGCCUCCGCAUAAGGUCAAAAUCUCCGAGAAUCCGCAGGCGAAGAAGGAUAUACCACCCGGAGAUGCAAUAGGUGGCGGGCGAGCUACGAAGCUGGCGUCGGAUGGGACCAGCCCUCAACCGGUUCACUGUAAUUCAGUACAUGCGCUAUGCAGCCGAGAACCCUAUUUUGUACGAGGAUUUCUAAAUGCUUGGGCAUUGAGCACUAAAUCCCAACUGGGUUGGGAUAGCUUGGAAAUGUAUGAUUUGUGCAGGUGCCUGACACCAAAACAGCAAAGAUAUACCCUCGAAAUUUUAAUGCAAUGCCCUCAAAGUCAUCAAUUGAUCUUUUGCGAAUUAUCUCAUGGGGUUAAUCAUUCUGAUCUGGAAUCAAUCAAUAUAC
Penicillium samsonianum is the source of this 833-nucleotide messenger RNA. Its product is annotated as tubulin-binding prefolding complex subunit YKE2. The record is from RefSeq and is a predicted model, not a curated record. Gene Ontology annotation, molecular function: protein-folding chaperone binding. The transcript has 4 exons. Gene Ontology annotation, cellular component: prefoldin complex; cytoplasm. Gene Ontology annotation, biological process: chaperone-mediated protein complex assembly; protein folding. NCBI's taxonomy places the organism in Eukaryota, Fungi, Ascomycota, Eurotiomycetes, Eurotiales, Aspergillaceae. The coding region runs from base 1 to 465 and encodes 154 amino acids.